GACCUACUUACUAUAGGUAGGGAGGGAGGAGUUGAUUACUGCCGGUAGGACCCGGUUAAUUAUCUCCGACGCUAUGGUGCGUGGUCGGCUUGGCUGGGGGUGGAAUUGUGUGUUUUACCGGGUAGGAAGGGUGAGAUGGGGUGCUUGUUCAAAUGAGAAGGAUUUAAGAUAAUCUUUAGAGUAGGUUUUAUCGUUGCCAUGACUGAUGUCGAUGCUCGCGCGAGGAUGGGUCGUCUCGUGCGAUUUAUUGCUUGGAUGCCGUCUUGGCUUCGCUGGGAUGAUGGUGCUGAUCAUGAACUUACUUGGGGUCUUGUCGUGAUCUUUGGGUUUGCCGGCGCCUUCAGCGUGGCGAACUUAUACUACACGAACCCGAUCCUCAAUAUCCUCGCAGAUGAAUUCGGGGUGUCCAACGAGCGUGCCGCGCUCAUUCCCUCCGUGACGCAGGCCGGGUACGCAGGGGGUUUGCUCUUCGUGAUUCCCUUGGGAGAUAUCCUUCGUCGACGAUAUCUUGUGCUGGGACUUGUCUCUUCGACUGCUUUUGCGUGGCUGGGAUGUACCCUUACCACCUCGUUCUCAUCUUUCUUAGGCCUCUCAUUCCUCGUGGGACUACUCACCGUCACGCCUCAGCUCAUGUUCCCCCUAACAGUCCAGUAUGCGCCGCCGCGACAUAAGGCAACGAUGACUUCAGUAGUGAUGUCCGGCGUUGUCCUCGGCAUUCUCAUCGCGCGUCUUAUAAGCGGCAUUAUAACCCAGUAUACUUCCUGGCGAACGGUUUAUUGGCUCUCCUUCGGGCUGCAAGCUCUCAUCUUCAUACUUCUUUUCUUCUUCCUGAAGGACUACCCCGUUGCGCGCCCGGGAACAUCAUAUCCUGCUAUCUUAUGGCGAAUAGUGAAACUGCCUUUUCUCAGCCCAGUGCUCACGCAGAUGUCUCUAGUUGCGUUUCUAUCUAUGGGCAUGUUCACAAGCUUCUGGACGACUCUCACAUUUCAGCUCGCCGAAGUUUUCAAGUUAUCUACGCUGGCCAUAGGACUUUUUGCGCUGGGCGGUAUAUCCCCCGUGUUCCUUAAUCCGGUCGUUUCGCGACUGCUCACGUCGCGCAUCCAUACACAUGGCACACUCAUCAUCGGAUUGUUAGUUACACUCUCCACCGUGCUUGUAGGGACAUUCGUGGGGACAUUUUCGCUUGCGGGGCCGAUUAUUUGGACGUUCCUUGGAGAUCUAGGGGUCAACACUAUCAUUGUGGCUAAUAGGAUGGCCAUCGCGAAUGUCGAUCUAACUGCGCACAAUGCUGUCAAUUCGGUGUAUAUGAUCUUCACGUUUGGAGGGCAGCUCUUUGGCACGGCGGUGGGGAAUACACUUUAUGCGAAGGGCGGAUGGACGUGGUCGGGUGCGCUGAAUAUUGCGCAGUUGGGCACUGCUCUGUUACUGUUGUUCGUCAAGGGGCCCCAUGAGAAAGGUUGGGUUGGUUGGAGUGGCGGGUGGGAUUUAAGGAGUCCGGAAAUAGGGGGUAGUGAUGAUCAUGGCAGUACUACUUCAUUAAGCCGCGUGGAAGAAAAGGGGGAAGCAGGCACCGGUUGAGAGAAGCUGAAGAAGGGAACAAAUGAUCCGUAUACAGAUUAGGCAUUGGUCAUUUAGAGAUAUACACAUUCAUGGAUUUGAAUA
This is a messenger RNA of Xylaria bambusicola, 1662 nucleotides long. RefSeq names its product major facilitator superfamily domain-containing protein. The transcript has 3 exons. Lineage: Eukaryota; Fungi; Ascomycota; Sordariomycetes; Xylariales; Xylariaceae. Gene Ontology annotation, molecular function: transmembrane transporter activity. Gene Ontology annotation, biological process: transmembrane transport. The record is from RefSeq and is a predicted model, not a curated record. Bases 199 to 1578 code for a protein of 459 amino acids.